AUGGCUGGUUCCUUCUCCGAGCGCUUAUUACCUAGGCGUGGGGUCCUUGCCGAGGUCGAGACCACCGCGUUCGACGUUGAGCCUCACAUUUGCCACUUGGUAGGACUUUGUUGUUUCGAGACACUGUUGCAACAGGAAGGAGUUCGGUAUCGACUCCCUGGGAGGCGCGAAUUAGGUAUGCUGCGGGACUUUGACGCAGGUCUUGUAUCGGGCCCGUCUAGCACGAGAUGCAUCGGCCCCAGUGCGACAGUGGAGAGCCUGUGUUGGUCGUGCAUCGAGCACCACAAUGCCGUGAAUUGCGAGGAAUUUGUUGGUCGACUGUUCUGGUGCUCCGCCGAGUUCAAUGGUGCUUCCUCAUCGUUACGGGUUCCUGGAUAUGUCCCUGAAGCGCCUCAAUCAACAGCCAGUGGAAGGGCUAUCUUCCUAAGGGCCACCAGUAGAGAAGUGUACCUGUUUGAGUGAUUGGAGGGGGCGUGUUGGUGUACUCUCUAGGCAAGCAUGCAGUCUAGAGAGCCGAAUCCUGAACCAAGGCAACGUGUAAGACGGCCAUGUUUGACCGCGGACCGUCCUCCGAGUCCCGUUCAUCGUGUUAGCUAGUUGGCUAUCAGCAUUGAGGCCAAAUACCGAGAGGGUAGAUAGGUGGUGGUAGGUAAGACAAUAGAGGUGACGACUGAUGGGCGAUGUCGCGUUACAACCAAAGCCGCCGUCUUGUCAUAGGAUAUGAAGUUGUGACGCAUCGUCUCGGAGUCGCCAGUGACAAAUCCUAGUUCAAGUUGCAGCACAUGGACGAAUUGUAAAAAAUGCUGAAAUUAGUGCAUUUCUCUCGAAUGUGUAUGGACGACGGCCAAGAAUCC
Colletotrichum acutatum is the source of this 854-nucleotide messenger RNA. RefSeq lists its product as uncharacterized. The record is from RefSeq and is a predicted model, not a curated record. Lineage: Eukaryota; Fungi; Ascomycota; Sordariomycetes; Glomerellales; Glomerellaceae. Bases 1 to 462 code for a protein of 153 amino acids. The transcript is spliced from 3 exons.